Molecule: messenger RNA, 294 nt
Organism: Antechinus flavipes (yellow-footed antechinus)
Lineage: Eukaryota; Metazoa; Chordata; Mammalia; Dasyuromorphia; Dasyuridae
Product: keratin-associated protein 19-3-like
Exons: 1
Coding region: 1-294 (97 amino acids)
Source: RefSeq, a predicted model, not a curated record
AUGUGCUGUGGUGGCUACUAUGGGGGCCUGGGCUAUGGCUAUGGCUCCGGUUAUGGCUGUGGAUGUGGCAGCUACCGUGGCCUAGGCUAUGGCUAUGGAGGCUGUGGCUAUGGAGGCUGUGGCUGUGGAGGCUAUGGCUAUGGAGGCUGUGGCUAUGGAGGCUGUGGCUGUGGAGGCCUGGGUUAUGGUGGCUGUGGAGGCCUGGGUUAUGGUGGCUAUGGCUGUGGUGGCUAUGGCUAUGGCUGCUGCCGCCCAUCUUGCUGUGGAAGCUAUUCUUCCUAUGGCUUCUAUUGA